Messenger RNA from Bathycoccus prasinos, 375 nucleotides. RefSeq lists its product with no specific name. NCBI's taxonomy places the organism in Eukaryota, Viridiplantae, Chlorophyta, Mamiellophyceae, Mamiellales, Bathycoccaceae. The transcript has a single exon. The coding region runs from base 1 to 375 and encodes 124 amino acids. The record is from RefSeq and is a predicted model, not a curated record.
AUGGAGGAAGAGCGACACCGGGAAGGGGUGAAAGCAGUGCUGGAGUUGAAGAAGAAGUUGAAGAAGGAAGCGGCGGUUGAGAAGGGCGGCGUUGGCGCUUCGAAAGGAAAAGAGGACGAGGACGACGCGUUCUUAUCGUUAAAAGGCGACGUCGUGGAAGAAAAAGACGUCUUGAAGGCUGUUUCGAAGAAGAAAGAGAAGAGUUUGGACGAUUUCUUAAACGACGAGGAAGAGGAAGACGAUUCAAAAAGCGCUUCGACUUCGAAAACGAAAACGAAAUACGGCGAGGCGGCUUUGAUGAAAUUCGAAAAGCAGAAGAAAGAGUUGUUGGAAAAGCAAAAAUUGGCGUACGAGAAGGCGUUUAGGAAGAAGUAG